Messenger RNA from Nicotiana tabacum (common tobacco), 1210 nucleotides. Lineage: Eukaryota; Viridiplantae; Streptophyta; Magnoliopsida; Solanales; Solanaceae. The record is from RefSeq and is a predicted model, not a curated record.
AAUGUUACUAACACAAUAACCUACCGGAAAUGACGUCGGAAUACAAACCGGAGUCGGGAAGCAAUUAAUCGGCCUUCUCACGGAAGCUCUAUCUCGCCGGCCGGAGUGGGCCCAAGGCUUUUGCCGUUAUACUGGAGGAUAGCAGAAGCCGUACUUAUAACCCGACCCGGUUGAGAUUUUGGAUAUUUGGCCCUUUAUUUUUGGGGCCUUUGUGUUGUUUAGUUUUUCCUUGCACCGAGCAUUCUUCUUUCCGAGUAUGACGACUCGUAUAGCUCCGGGAGUGGGAGCAAACCUGCUGGGCCAACACGCAGCGGAGCGCAACCAAGACGCCACCGCCUAUGUCGGCAACCUCGACCCUCAGGUUUCUGAAGAGUUGUUAUGGGAGUUGUUUGUUCAAGCAGGUCCAGUAGUCAAUGUUUAUGUCCCUAAGGACAGAGUUACUAAUGCUCAUCAGGGAUAUGGCUUUGUGGAAUUCCGAAGUGAAGAAGAUGCUGACUAUGCAAUAAAGGUACUGAAUAUGAUUAAACUUUAUGGGAAACCAAUACGAGUGAAUAAGGCAUCACAAGAUAAAAAGAGUGUUGAUGUUGGUGCCAACUUGUUUGUUGGGAACCUUGAUCCUGAUGUUGAUGAGAAGCUUCUAUAUGACACUUUUAGUGCUUUUGGAGUUAUUGUCUCAAAUCCAAAGAUAAUGAGAGACCCUGAGACAGGGAAUUCCCGGGGUUUUGGUUUCAUUAGUUACGAUUCAUUUGAGGCCUCUGAUGCAGCAAUUGAGGCAAUGAAUGGUCAAUAUCUUUGCAACCGUCAAAUUACAGUUUCCUAUGCCUACAAGAAAGAUACAAAAGGGGAACGUCAUGGCACCCCUGCUGAAAGGGUUUUAGCUGCUAGUAAUCCAGGUACUCAGAAAAACAGGCCUCAUACCAUGUUUGCAAGUGGACCCCCCAGCGUUCCACAAGCCAAUGGUGCGGUUGGUACUCCAGGUCCCCCACGGCCUUUUGCAAAUGGUCCUAUACCUCCAGCUCCUAUUCCAGCAAUCCGGCCGCCACCUAUGCAGCCUAAUGUCUACCCANACCACCUAUGCAGCCUAAUGUCUACCCGCCAAUGCAAAUGCCUGCACCACAAGCUUGGCAGGGACAUCCUAUGCAACCAGGUGCAGCUGGCAUUCCGCAGCAGCAAAUGCAAUUCAGGGGAAUGCCACCUCCACCGCCCCCAC